Messenger RNA from Amoebophrya sp. A25, 639 nucleotides. Lineage: Eukaryota; Dinophyceae; Syndiniales; Amoebophryaceae. The record is from the annotation of a GenBank genome assembly.
AGCGCGGUGGCAGGAUCCGGCAGUUCCUCAGGACGAGCUGCACCUGGUGAUGCAGGCAGAACAGCGGCGUCUUCCGCUGAAAGUGCGGCAUCGGAGCUUACAUCAGCAUCCUCCAGCAGUACGAAGAGUGGCGCUGGUGUGAAACAAGUAGGAAGCUCAGGCUACUCUUGGGUCACCUCACUGUUCGGGACUGCUGAGAGGGAAGAGACAAUUGAAGUGGUGUGGUCUGGCGAGAUUUUGGAGAUGUCCGAUGGCGUGGACGUCUUUCUGCAAAAAUUGAAGAUCAACAAGCUGCCCCCACAGGUGCAGAUUCGAAGUGCGGUGCUUUGGAAGGUGAAGCAGGAAGGCCAGCGGCCGCCGGGAUCCAGAGAAGCCCACCCAGGAGACCGGCUUGCCCCACCAUUAAGGCUCAACUUUCAUCGGUCAUUGAGGUUGGUCACUGAGAUCGAAGAGGCGACCCCUUGAGAGAACAGGAAGGGGAGAGGCACAGGGCCCUUUUCUUUCAGAAUCAGUGGCCAACGGGUGUCGGCCUUUAACACCAGCAUACUUUUCGGAGUUGAAGACCGCCGUGGAUGCGCUCUAUACGUCUCGACACGCACCGCCGAUGGGGAAUGCUCGGAAGCGGCGAAGCAGACGGCU